This is a messenger RNA of Oreochromis aureus, 5251 nucleotides long. RefSeq names its product DEP domain containing 5, GATOR1 subcomplex subunit (gene depdc5). Gene Ontology annotation, molecular function: GTPase activator activity. The transcript is spliced from 44 exons. Gene Ontology annotation, biological process: cellular response to amino acid starvation; negative regulation of TORC1 signaling; positive regulation of autophagy. NCBI's taxonomy places the organism in Eukaryota, Metazoa, Chordata, Actinopteri, Cichliformes, Cichlidae. Bases 362 to 5113 code for a protein of 1583 amino acids. Gene Ontology annotation, cellular component: lysosomal membrane; GATOR1 complex. The record is from RefSeq and is a predicted model, not a curated record.
AAGUACGCACAAGUACGCAUAUUGAUAAACGCCCAUAUAUAUAUUUGUGUUGUCAAACUGUGUUGCACUUUCCGGGAAUCUAACACUCGGAUUAAUGCGCCUAAAAAAGCGAAGCCGGAAAUGAGCGCAGUUAGUCCUCUUGUUUUUCUAACACGCUCUCUGAGCUGCCGCGAACCAAUCGCAUCGCUCGUUUCCAUGAUAUGGAGGAAGUUUACAGAGUGCAGGUAGUUAGAGCAGCCUUGGUGCUGUAAGUUGUUAGAGCCACUUGUCGUUUGCUAGGCUACAAUGCUAUCACCAUCUGUGGACAAUCUGAGCUGCUGGGAGUGAAUUGUUGGAGAAAGAGAGUUCAGCCGGUUAAACCAUGAAGACCAGUAAGUCGUAUAAGCUCGUGCUGCACAAGAAAGGUUUCGGUGGAAGCGACGACGAGUUGGUUGUCAACCCAAAAGUUUUCCCUCAAGUCACUUUGGGGAAUAUAAUUGAGAUUGCACAUCCCACCGAUGAAUACAGUCCCCUCCUGCUGCAGGUGAAGAGCCUAAAAGAGGACCUACAGAAAGAGACGAUCAGUGUGGACCAGACUGUAGCACAGGCCUUCAAGCUGCGUGCAUACCAGGAUGUCAUCGUUAACAUCGUCGACCCUAAGGACGUAACGCUGGACCUGGUGGAGCUGACGUUCAAGGACCAGUACAUCGGCAGAGGAGACAUGUGGAGACUGAAGAAAAGCCUGGUGAGCACAUGUGCUUACGUGUCCCAGAAGGUUGAGUUUGCAGGAAUCAGAGCUCAGGCCAGUGAACUGUGGGUGAAAGGAGAGAAGGUGACCUGUGGCUACAUCAGUGAAGACUCCAGGGUGGUGUUCAGAUCCACGUCUGCCAUGGUUUACAUCUUUAUCCAGAUGAGCUGUGAGAUGUGGGACUUUGACAUCUAUGGGGAUCUCUACUUUGAAAAGGCUGUCAAUGGUUUUCUGUCUGACCUUUUCACUAAGUGGAAGGAGAAGAACUGCAGCCACGAGGUGACGGUUGUACUGUUCUCACGUACGUUCUACAACGCCAAAACAUUAGAGGAAUUUCCGGAGAUUCUUAGAGGCUCCAUCAGACAAGACCACGAGGGACGCUUCUAUGAAGACUUCUACAGGGUCGUAGCUCAGAAUGAGAGACGGGAUGAGUGGACGUCGAUGUUGGUUACUAUCAAGAAGCUCUUCAUCCAGUAUCCAGUGCUGGUGCGACUGAAAGAAGCAGAUGCUUUUCCUGUCGGUUACAACUCCACUGCUGCCCAAGGCAACUACCUGGAAGCCAUUAACCUGUCGUUCAAUGUGUUCGACAAGCACUACAUCAACCGUAACUUCGACCGCACAGGCCAGAUGUCAGUGGUCAUCACACCUGGGGUGGGAGUGUUCGAAGUCGACCGCCUGCUCAUGAUUCUCACCAAACAGCGAAUGAUCGACAACGGUAUCGGUGUAGACUUGGUGUGUAUGGGGGAGCAGCCACUGCAUGCAGUGCCAUUAUUCAAGCUACACAACAGGACAACACCCGGAGACUCUCGUGUGGGUGACGACUACAACCUUCCUCACUGGAUCAACCACAGCUUCUACACUUCCAGCAGCCAGAACUCGUGUGGCUCCUUUACCCCUCGAAUUAAACUUGCUGGCCAUAAGCUUCAAGCAGAAAAGUUCAAGAGCAGCAAAGACCACACGCUCUGUGUGCCAAAGGACUGUGAUAACGCGCUGCCCAUACAGGUGGACUACGACGCCUACGAUGCUCAGGUGUUCCGACUUCCAGGUCCUUCACGAAUUCAAAGGAGCACUAACUUCAGAAUGGGUCGAGACAAAGAGAGUGGGAGGAAGAGCUGGGGCUCAGUGGACGUCAGCACCGGCAUAGGUGCGUCCCCUCCGGUUCGCUCAGGAGGUCCCGACGAACAACGAAGCCUGGCCUCUGAUGACAGCCUGGGUCCCGUGUCCAACAUGCUGCUAAUACCCCGGAUGCCUACUGCUCAGUAUGAAGUCAGCAGUUCUUUGGGAUACACCAGUACCAGAGACCUUUUAGAAAAGAUGAUGGACUCUCAGCGGGACUCCAGCGCCCCGGGGAGGUUCACAGUGGGAAGUGCCGAGUCCACGCUGCACAUCCGGCCGGGAGGUUACACUCCUCAGAGAGCACUCAUCAAUCCCUUCACCCCAUCCAGGAUGCCCAUGAAGCUCACGUCCAACCGCCGCCGCUGGAUGCACACAUUUCCUGUCGGUCCUUCUGGGGAGGCCAUCCAGAUCCAUCAUCAGACCAGGCAGAACAUGGCGGAGCUGCAGGACAGCCAGCAGAGAGAUCCCGCCCACACCUCUGCGGAGCUGCUGGAGCUCGCCUAUCACGAGGCCACCGGACGGCGAAGCGCCUCCCGCCAGCCAGGAGACAACGGCCUCUAUCCCGCUGGAGGAAUGGAGGAGUUCACUGGAAGCCCGGGGAGCAACAACAGUGGAACUUUCACCAACCGCAGCUCCUCAUUUCAAGACUUCUCUGCCACUGGUGCCGAUCCCACCCUGCUGCUAUCUGCACCCCCCACAGUGCCCAGCUUCUGCUGCACAGUGGGAGUGGACUGGAAGUCCCUGACCACACCGGCGUGCCUCCCACUUACCACGGACUACUUCCCUGACCGGCAGACGCUGCAGAACGACUACACCGAGGGGUGCUACGAUCUGCUGCCGCACAGUGACCUGGACAGGCGUGAAGAUGACGUUCCCGUGAUGAGUGCAUCUCAGGUGUUUGAGGAGUUCAUCUGUCAGAGGUUGAUGCAGGGCUACCAGAUCAUCGUCCAGCCCAAUAACAGAAAACAGCAGCCCGCCGUGGCCACGCCCCUCGGCAGCAGUCCCCUGUACUCCAGAGGCCUGGUGUCUCUGCGUCGAACAGAGGAGGAGGAGACCGUUUACUGGCUCAGCAUGGGCCGCACCUUCCACAAAGUCUGCCUCAAAGACAAGAUCAUAACUGUUACUCGCUACCUGCCAAAGUACCCGUAUGAGUCGGCUCAGAUCCAGUACAGCUACAGCCUGUGCCCUCCGCACUCUGAUGCUCAGUUUGUUUGCUGCUGGGUAGAGUUUGGACACGAGAGACUGGAGGAAUACAAGUGGAACUACCUGGACCAGUACAUCUGCUCUGGUGGCUCCGAGGACUUCAGUUUGAUUGACUCUCUCAAGUUCUGGAGAACUCGCUUCCUCCUGCUUCCGGCCGGAGGAGCUCGGCGGGUGGCGGAUGGGGAGGGACACUGGGACGUUUAUGGGGAGGGAGCGGCUGCUGGAGCGGGUAACAGCGGGGACUGGGUCCUGUUGGACGGCUUCAUUCGUUUCCUGGAGGGUCUCAACCGCAUUCGGCGACGGCACCGCUCUGACAGGAUCAUCAGGCAGAAGAGUGCGCCCCUCAAAGGGCUCCAGGUGACCAGCCCACUCUCUCCAUACCCCACUGAGCCUGUGGCGCCACCACAGGGCAAGAAAGGCACGUCGGCCUUAUCAGCCCUGCUGGAGAUGGAGCAGAACCAGAAGACACUGGAGGAGCAGGCGAAGCCCUCGGCAGCCGUCAGUGACCCUGCAAAUGUGACCACAGCUCCCACAUAUGUAGACAGUCCCCGCAAGGACGCUGCCUUUAUUUUGGAUUUUAUACGUAGCCCUCGUUCCUCCUACAUGUGUCACUCUCAGCUGGCGGCGGAAACGAGCGAGGCUGCAGACCGAGGAGUUCAGGCCGGAGCAGCAGCGCAGCCUACUGGAGACGCUGCAGCCUGCAGCACAGACGUCAGUGGGCAGUCUGCAGGAGUCCUCUCUCUGUCCUCUUCCUCCACACUCAUGGAGAUCCUGGAAGCGAUCAAACAUCCCACGACGGGUGUACAGCUUCUCCCAGAGCAGAAGGGCCUGCCGCUCAACUGCUUUAUCAGCGCAGAAGUGGUUCAUUGGCUGGUCACUAAUGUGGAGGGUGUGGCCACACAGGGGAUGGCCGUGGAUAUCAUGCAGAAAAUGUUGGAUGAAGGUUUGGUGACCCACGCCUCAGGAGAAGCCAUGCGCACCUUUGUCUAUGGCUUCUACUUCUACAGGAUAGUGGGAGAGAAGGAUGACGUUUCCCCUGUAGGCGCCACCCCCCAGCUCUCCACCGCUGCAGGUGGGGGCUGGUCCACUGCAGCCCUAGAGGACUUUACCCUGUUCCAAAGGAAGUGGUUCGAGGUGGCCUUCGUGCUGGAGGAGCGGCGCCCCUGCGACCUCCCGGCCUUCCUCCUGCCCUGGCUGCCCAGCCGGCCAGCUUCCUACGCAAGUAGGCACAGCUCCUUCAGCCGCAGCUUUGGAGGACGCAGCCAGGCCGCUGCAUUGCUAGCUGCUACAGUUCCAGAGCAGAAGACGGUCACUCUAGAUGUGGACGUCAAUAACCGCAGUGACCGAACUGAGUGGUGCAGCUGUUAUUAUCACGGCAACUUCUCCCUCAACGCUGCCUUUGAGAUCAAGCUGCACUGGAUGGCUGUCACUGCUGCAGUGCUCUUUGAAAUGGUCCAAGGCUGGCACAGGAAAGCGGCGUCCUGUGGUUUCCUGUUGGUCCCGGUGCUGGAAGUUCCUUUCGCUCUGACGUCCUGCCUGUACGGAGACCCGCUGAGAGCGCAGCUCUUCAUUCCUCUGAACAUCCACUGCCUGCUGAAGAAUGGCAGUGACAACCUUUUUGAAGGGUUUGAACCGGAGACGUACUGGGACAGGAUGCAGCUCUUUCAGGAGGCCGUCCUCUACAGGUUUGGCUUUGUGCAUGACAAGUUUUCUGCUUCCACCUUUAAUUUCCCGUCUGAGAACAAGCCUCAGUACAUCCACGUCACAGGCACCGUGUUCCUGCAGCUGCCGUACGCUAAGAGGAAGUAUUCGAGCGGGCAGCAGCGCCGCCGUAGAAACUCCACCACCUCCAACAGCCAGGGCCCGUUCGGAGGAGAGGAGAGGGUGGGCUACUACUGGGCCUACAACACCAUGCUGACCAAAGCGUGGAGAACCGGAGUGCUGGGCGACGAGCGGCUGGCAGACCGGCUGCUCAGAGACUUCACCGACUUCUGCGGCAACAAAGACAACAGACUUCAGAGCUUCUGGGACAGCUGCCAGGAGAAGAUGAACGCCAGCGCUCCCUGACAGCACCGUUAAAGCACUGUGAACAUUUGUCUGAGUCUGUCCUCGCGCUGUGUCUGCUGAGGACGCUGAGAGCUGUUCAUUACUGCUGCUGCUCUGCAGCCUCAGACACCAGCAAUAAAACUACAGAAUUCAAGCCAG